AUGGAUAUGAAAACCCCUGCCCCCGCCAAAGUAUGUGCUGAGCAUAUAGCUCUCACCUCUUUUUUUUAUCAGGUUCCUGCUCCCGUCGUUCGAAAUGUAUUCAACAAGUCGUUAAUCAAGCAAGAAGAUUACGUCUUGCCUUUUUGUAAAGAGCGUGGGCUAACCGAAGCUCUUGCAUUCCUGGCGAAAACUAAGGAUGGAUGGGAUCACAUACCUGCAGUUUGCGUCGAACAGAACCCGGCUGGGACGGUUUUGAAUGUCAUAUUGGCUAUCAACAAAACAAAGUAUACUGAUGGAGAUGGACUUCUACAACAACUCAAAAGAGGGUUUGAAGAAAUAUUUUGCGUACUUCAUGAUUCACAAUAUGAUAAUCCCGAAGUCCAAGAGGAAAUUUUUACCUCAAUUAUCACCAUGUGCUCAGCGCGAGUGCUAUGUCGCUUGCGACUCGAUCGGAAGGCAACUAAGAUGUCCAUUCAAAAUCUCUUGAAAGCGGCCAUGUUUAGUAUUCGACAAAUUAGUCCUCAGAAACUUCAAGGCAAAGAGCUAUCAGUUACAUCAUCAUUAUUCAUUUCAGAGGCAAAUAAGGUCAUAAAAUUGGUUGAUCAAUGGUUGCAUCACAAAACUCUGGAUGAGCUAGGUCAACUUGUUAGAGGAAUAUAUCACUUGCAACAAACAGCACCACGCUUUCACGACUUGAUAGAUCUCAUCUCCAACAAUGAUAUGGAUCCGUCCUCGAGAUCAAGUUUAUUGAACAUCAUCAGGAAGGUCUCGAGGUACUGGGGAACCGCCAGGCGACUUUAUCGAACGGCAAAGAAAUAUAUAUUGGUCCGAAAUAUGAAAAUUCAACUGGCAAGCCUACCCCAAAAGGCAUUCGAAAGUCAAACAAAUCCUAGCGAGUUCUCUGACCUAUGUUCAUGUUUAUCGAGGCUUGCAUUGGCCAAGGGGCAACAAAAUAGAGUGCGUCAAUUAUGCCACAAUUUGAAACUUGAUGAAAAGGCUGCUCGUGCCCGGUUUGAAGGAGCCCAAAAGGCUCUUUCAGCAUCCAAAAUCCAUGCUGAAAUUCAGAUUGUCGGCUUUUGCGAAAUAAAAGCCCCGACAUUGUUUCCACGAGUGGUCAGUUCAAGUAAAGAUGCAUGCUUUCUCUGUAACACUUUCAUCCAACUACACGGACGAAUGCAUACCCCAAAAACCCACGGUCGGCUUUAUCCCGGCUGGAGACUCCCGAGCCUGCCACAAUUUACUGUCCUCCAGCAGAAACUCAACCAGAUUCUUCUUAAAAGUCUCCAACACAACAUUUCUCUUGGUUUAGCUCAGGGGAAGCUGCCUGUUCAUCCGUUUCCCAAUGAAAGCACCCUUCUAACCUCAUCAGCUUCGGCAACAGUGAUUAGUAUACCGGAGCUCGUGUCAGAGAGCUUCAAAGGAAAUAUUUCUUCGAGUGGCUCAUCUAAAAACGUGUCGGAGGGUCGACAAAGAUAUAGUCCUUUGGCAGUUAGCCAACUUUCAACCAGUAAGACGACUUCGUGCAACUCCAUUAACACCGUUUACCUGCUCGAGGGAGGACUGGUCAAGGAUUUUGUCGAAUAUGGCAGACGUUCUCAUCUUAUUAUCACAGAAUCCCUUGAGGUACACCUUAGCCUUGAGCAUGAAUCAGCUUCUACAACUGAGAAAGAACCUUUGGGGUAUGGUAUCAAAAGGAUGACAAUCGAUAGUAUCAAAAAUAUGAGUGAGACAUGUCCUGUUAUUGAUGUGCAGCGGCUCGAGGGCGAAGUUUUAUGUUCAUUGUCCGAAGAUAAUGCAAUUUUUCUGGUUGCUGGGGAUGUGGUGUUGAAACUAAAUACUCAUAGAUUGGCCGAGGAACAGAAAACAGCUCUUCAAGCGCCACCGCAGUGA
This is a messenger RNA of Penicillium taxi, 1890 nucleotides long. Its product is annotated as nucleic acid/nucleotide deaminase domain-containing protein. The record is from RefSeq and is a predicted model, not a curated record. The coding region runs from base 1 to 1890 and encodes 629 amino acids. The transcript has 2 exons. NCBI's taxonomy places the organism in Eukaryota, Fungi, Ascomycota, Eurotiomycetes, Eurotiales, Aspergillaceae.